Molecule: messenger RNA, 3054 nt
Organism: Sus scrofa (pig)
Lineage: Eukaryota; Metazoa; Chordata; Mammalia; Artiodactyla; Suidae
Gene: MYCBP
Product: MYC binding protein
Biological process (GO): regulation of DNA-templated transcription
Cellular component (GO): nucleus
Molecular function (GO): transcription coactivator activity
Source: RefSeq, a predicted model, not a curated record
AGCCCACCAUGGGGCAUUCAGAGCGUCCUGGUCGCCAUGAAAACAGGCCACACCCCGGCGAUCCCAGACCGUGCUUCGCAAGUGCGCAGGCGCAUCCGCUCUUCCGCGCAUGAGCAGUGCUGCUCCGAGCCCGCCAGCCACGGUCUCAGGCGCCAGCUACGCCGCUGCCGCUGUCACUAUGGCCCAUUACAAAGCCGCCGACUCGAAACGCGAGCAGUUCCGGAGGUACUUGGAGAAGUCGGGGGUGCUGGACACGCUGACCAAGGUAUUGGUAGCCUUAUAUGAAGAACCUGAGAAACCUAAUAGUGCUUUGGAUUUUUUAAAGCAUCACUUAGGAGCUGCUACCCCAGAAAACCCAGAAAUAGAGCUGCUUCGCCUAGAAUUGGCAGAAAUGAAAGAGAAAUAUGAAGCUAUUGUAGAAGAAAAUAAAAAACUGAAAACAAAGGAGAAAGUUCAGUAAACAUAUGGUGGAGAGGAAGAAAAUACUAUAAGCUACAACAUCUUUUGGAAAGAUAUAGAUUACUGGACAUCAAGUAUUUGUGCAGUGCAGUCAUGACUGGCAAUUAAAUUUUAGUUUCCCAGUAAUUUUAAAGGCUUAAAUAAAAAGAGCUUUCAUUAGGUUUAAACCAUCACUGGGUGGUUUAAAAAGGAUAGGAUUUUAGUAUAAACUCACUGAUUCAGUAGUUAAAUUGAAUAUAGUAGUUAGCUCAUUUUGUUACUUUUAAGCUUUUUAAGUUUUUAAGUUCUUUACCCAAUUUAGAAUAAAAUUCACCUAAAUUCCUCUGUCUUUGCCCCAUAGCUUGCUCAGUAUGAACCACCUCAGGAGGAGAAGCGUGCUGAAUAGGAUUCUUCUCAGUUGAAAAGACCCUGAAAAAUGGUUUUGUAUGACUUGAAUAGUUUGUAUAGUCUAUAAUCUUUUCUGAACAGAUGCUAUAGCACUCUUUUAAUAUGUUAAAUUCACCUAUCACACUUUAACUGUUAUAAACACAUAUACUUAGAAUCACCAAUAAAAACUCAAUAUAACUUUCUUUGGGUCUUAAAAGCAGGAGAAUCAAAAGUGAAUCCUGGAAAAAAAAAACAAAAAAAAACAAAAACAAAAACAGAACAGAGCCAUCUAAUUCAUUACCUUAAAAGACAUUCUGUUUAUUAGUCUGACUAGGAAUGAUGGUACUGGUUGUACUUUAGCCAAGGAAGUUUAGCAUGGAGCAGUUCCUUGGUUUAGCUCAGGAUAUGAGCACAGGUACGGUCAUUCUUUAAAAUGAAGAUGCCGCUGUUGUUUAUCUUCUCCAUAGGCAGCUGGAGAGAUCUGUGUGACAUUGAUGCUGUUGCAUGGGGUCUCAUGAAUCUUCUGCUCUAGUUUAUAUUAUGUGGAACAAAUGACUCUUCUUUGCCACCACUUUGCCUUAGAUAACUGUGUGUGUGCCAGUGUGGACUCUGACACCACCUUUCCUUCUAUGCAAUCAUGCCCUAUCUGAUAAUGUUGCCUUGCUUUGCUGUGUGCUUCAGCGGGUCCCAGUUGCACCUUGGCCUUUCUGUGUUGUUCAAUUUGCUGUCAUAGCAGUUACCCUUAUUGUAAUUUAUAUAACUUUAAAGAGGAUCACACUGUUCCCCUGCCUUACUUAGUUGCUUAGUUGAACACAGAACAGAGGCAAUAUAAAAUUCUGAGUUCAUGCACAAGCUGGGAUGAGAAGGGGAAUGAGCCAUAUAAUGUGGAAAAUUAUAGUUUGCGGGUAUAAUUAUAUAGUGCUUUUUUCCCUCAAAGUAUUUUUCUAGCCUUGAAUUCAUUUUAUCUUCAUUAUCCCUGUGAAGUAGGUAGGCAAGUAUGAGGGGAGGUUGGGUGCUGAGUUUUUAGGCCAAAGACUGAUAUGAAUACAAAUUAUUUGCUAACUGUAGAACCUUGGGCCCAUCAGUUAAUUGCUCUGAGAUUCACUUUCCUCAUCUGUUAAAUAAGAAUAAUAUCUGUGCUGCCUACCUCACAGGGUUGUUGUGAGGGUCAAAUGGAAUGUAUGUGUAAGAUUUGUAAAUGGUAAAGCACUAUAUUCUUAUUUGUUAGUCCUUUUUCCUUUCUUGGAAGACCUAUAGUCAGAUGUUUUGUGUAAUACGGAUCACUUAACUUUUCUUAUUGAUUGACUGGCAUUAUGAAGAAGUACUCCUACUUCAUGUAUUGUGUCCCUGUUGUUAGAGAACUGCUUUUAUUUUUUGGUCAAAACAAAUGCAGAAUACAAAACAAUCCAAUGAAAGCUGGUUUAACUAGCAAAAGCUUCAGCACCUGCUGGACGCUGUGACUAAGCCAAUUAUAAGAGCAUUUCAAUCAGUCAUGUUGGCAGGAAUGUGGCAAUGGUCUGUGCCUCUUCUAGUCACAAGUUUGUUUUUGGAGGGGAGCCAGAUACUGUUGGAAGAACAUUCACCUGAAUUUUGGUUUAUCUUUUACCAGUUUGAGUGCCUCCUGCAUGGACAGCAGUGGGCUGAGUGCUAGGUGUUAUAAAGAUGAAUGACUUGAAGUUAGUCAUAAGACAUGUAUAUAACCAAUUACAAUGUAGCAUAGGAUAGAAAUAACAAUAAAACAUGGCCCCAUGGGGGUUUUGGAAGAGAGGGAUACUUGGCUUCCUUAAGCAAUUGGUAAUGACAGUCCCUUUGUGGAUACAGGCAAGUAGAAACUUUUUCUGACAACCAACCCUCAUUUGCUUUUUUCCCCCAAUGGGAUUGCCAUUAGUAUUUAUGUAAGUCAGGUGACUGUUUCUUGAAUGAUCCUUUUGAACAGAAUGGCAACCUGUGGGUUGGAUAAUCAGACUUAGGGGGAACUGACCUGCUUAAACUCCUUAAACCAGUCAGUGCUAUAUGUAAGAAUUCAGGGUCAGCCUGGCCUCUGGAGGCCCUCUUCAACAUUUCUGUCAAGGAUCUGGAUGAAGAUAGUGUACAAGAAGAUAUUCAGUGGAGAAAAAAGGAUCCGAUCCAUUCAGUUCCUGCUGUGCUUCAGCUGUCUUAUCUAUAAAAUGUAGAUUUCAUGUCUUGCCUACCUCACAAGGUGUUGUAAGGAUCAAAUUAAAUAUUACG